GCGAGUAGCUGUUAUAUUUGUACCUGGAUAUAUCCAGGAGGUAACCGCUCGUGAGCUGAAAAAGAAGAUACGUGGUGAAAGAAAGUCAGUAAGCUGAUGAGCAAAGCUACCCCUGGCGCAGGAGUGUCAUUCGUUAAAGAGAAAAAAAGCAUUGAUAUUGGAUUGUUUAAAAGCAAGCGUGGUUGUGAGUGAAAGGGAGAAAAAAGACACCGGUACCAAGUAUCUCUUUGUGUGAGAGAGACAAUACAGAAAAAAUAAGUGCAGUAACAAAGGGAAAGAGUUUAUAUAAAGGGAAAGUGAUAUCCAUAGGGAGGAAGUGCAGUGGGACUCGGAGUGACAGGAGUAGUAUGGUGCACUACGGGUGUGCGAAAACUGACAGCGGAGGUGUCGAGUGCUUCAUCGACUUCACACGACAAGAACGUUCCAAGAAAACAGGGAGGAGAGAGAUAUAGGGAGCAGAGCCAGGAAGCUGUUAUCUGAAGCUCUGGGAGAGGAUACGAUAAGCUCAUCCUGAUUUUUCACCUUAUGAGGACAGAGGAGAGAUCCAGCCCGAGGAGCAGGAGCUCCGUCGGGGACGGAAGUCAAAUCGACGCCAUGACAAGGUUCAUCGAAGUCCUGGCUAUUCUGGGAUCAUUUCUUCUUCUACUGAUCACUCUGCCGUUUUCCUUAUGCUUCGCUUUCAAAGUCGUGCAAGAGUACGAGAGGGCUGUCGUCUUCAGGAUGGGACGUCUACGUGGAGAACCGCAAGGACCAGGAACGUUCUUCAUAUUACCCUGCGUGGAUAACUGCGUUCUGGUCGAUCUCCGCACGGUAUCCUUUGACGUGCCGCCUCAAGAAAUCCUUACCAAGGAUUCCGUAACAGUCAGCGUAGACGCAGUGGUCUACUACAGGAUCAAGGAACCGUUGAACGCAGUAGUGAAGAUAGCGAAUUAUAGUCAUUCGACCAGACUCCUGGCGGCCAGCACUCUUCGCACUGUACUCGGGACUCGUAGCCUCGCCGAGAUCCUCUCCGAGAGGGAAACCAUAUCUCACACCAUGCAGGCAUCCUUAGACGAGGCGACUGAUCCUUGGGGCGUUAAGGUCGAACGUGUCGAGAUAAAGGACGUACGACUUCCGGUACAAUUGCAACGGGCCAUGGCGGCGGAGGCCGAGGCAGCUAGAGAGGCACGUGCAAAAGUGAUAGCAGCCGAAGGAGAAAUGAGAGCCUCGCAAGCAUUGAAGGAAGCCAGUGACGUCAUCUCUAGAAGUCCCGCAGCACUUCAGCUGAGAUACCUGCAGACACUGAACAGCAUUUCGGCCGAGAAAAAUUCCACGAUAAUAUUUCCACUUCCAGUGGAUUUGCUCGCGCCAUUUCUCAGUCCUGUACGUCAACUCAACCAGGAAUCUCUUCAACAGACAAGCCGACCGGAGCGUUUCCCAUAAAUCGUCAAAAUUUUACAAUAUUUAAUGAAACACGGAAAAAAUAUAUAAUUGAAUUUAAAUACUACUCCAAGGCAAUCUUAAAAUCUUAACUUUAUUACUAACCUCAAAAAAUCGAUAGCCGUACAAUCGAUACGGAAAAGAAAAUCGAAGCCACACAACACGCUACAUCAAUAGCACAACUGUACCAUCUCAAGUUAGAGCUACCAAUCUAUUAAUUAGUUCAGAGAAUACUGCAGCAAUGUUGUGACUGUACAUAACGGAAUUGCAGUGUCGCAGGUGCAAGCUCCACUCUAGAACUUGGUGAUAGACCUCAAGGAGAACACUGCAACAUUUCUACCAGAAUGCAUCUAUUCACUGAGCUAACAGCUGUAACCCUUGCAGAAAUUAAUUGUAUCCUAAAUGCAACAAGAUGAAUAGUAAUCCUGUGUAGUAAUAAUUCGUGAAUUUAUUUAAGUAAUUGUAGAGUCAAUAAAGAAAGUUAGUAUCUCGAACGACAAUAUCAGCUAUGUUCAUGUAAUUCAUCGAUUACAUCGUCGAUCUCGAGCAUUGUCUGGUAUGCGUCAUGCAUAAAAAUGUUAAGGUUAGGAAAGUUACCGUAUGGAAGAACCACGAUGUUGAC
Messenger RNA from Cephus cinctus (wheat stem sawfly), 2041 nucleotides. RefSeq names its product band 7 protein AGAP004871. The record is from RefSeq and is a predicted model, not a curated record. The transcript is spliced from 6 exons. Lineage: Eukaryota; Metazoa; Arthropoda; Insecta; Hymenoptera; Cephidae. Gene Ontology annotation, cellular component: plasma membrane. Bases 526 to 1422 code for a protein of 298 amino acids.